CUGAUUGGCUGAACAUCGGUGUAUUAACACAUCAUUAACAUGUAUAAGAUGUGUGGCCUAUUUUCUCAGAAGACUGUGUUGAAAGAUGUUUGUGUUUUAUGACUGUAAGUGUUGAUCAAUGCUGUAUUAUAGAUGUAUUUUCUGCUGAUGUCGGUCAGAAUGGCUCCUCGUCUUCCUCUGAUCUUUCUGCUCAUGAUUCACGGUGUAUCUAGUGCUGGUUUGUCUGUGAGAUACAGUCCUUCACACAUCUGUGCUCUAAAACACUCAUCAGUGAUAAUGAGAUGCACUUAUACAUACCCUCCUGAACAUCAGAUCAAGAAAGUGUUCUGGACCAAAAACCCUGUAAAGGAUGAAGAACCUCCAGAUCUGUCUGAGGACCCUGAAUACAGUCAGAGGCUUCAGUAUCUGGGAGAUAAACAGAAGAACUGCACCAUGAGACUGAGUCAUGUGACACAGAAAGAUGAACACAAGUACUAUUUCAGAUUCAUCACUGAUAAGGAUAAAUGGACUGGUGAACCAGGAGUGACUCUUACUGUGACAGAUCUUCAGGUGGAGUCUCCUGAGAGAGUGAGAGGAGAUUCAGUCCGUCUGACAUAAAGCAGCUGCGCUCUGACUGACAGAGCAACAUUCAUCUGGUACAGAAACUCACAGCCAUUAACUGAGAGAAGAGACAGAAACAAUAUACUCCUGCUGCAGUCAGUCAGAAGAGAGGAUGCAGGCAGAUAUAGCUGUGCUCUACAGGAACACACUUACAUCUCUCCUGAGGUUCAUCUCAAUGUCGUGUACCCACCCAGGAACGUCUCAGUGUUCAUGAAUGGAUCUGGUGAAAUAGUGGAGGGAGAUUCAGUGACUCUGAUCUGCAGCAGUGAUUCAAACCCACCUGCUCUGAACUUCUUCUGGUUUAAGGAGAAUCAAAGCUCAUCUGUUGGAUCUGGACAGAGUUUCAGUGCACUACAGAGUGGACGCUUCUACUGUGAGGCUCACAAUCAACACGGAUCUCAGAGAUCAGACGCUGUUUCUGUCACAGUUCAUCCUGGUGCCGGUAAGAAUGUGAUUGUGAUCACAGCAGCAUCUGGAGGAGGAUUAUUCAUCAUCAUCAUCAUCGUCAUCAUCAUCCUGUUUAUAAUGUGA
Molecule: messenger RNA, 1131 nt
Organism: Puntigrus tetrazona (Sumatra barb)
Lineage: Eukaryota; Metazoa; Chordata; Actinopteri; Cypriniformes; Cyprinidae
Product: sialoadhesin-like
Source: RefSeq, a predicted model, not a curated record